AUGGCCCCGCUCCCCCAGCCCGACCUCCCCGAGCCCGCGCACCCGCACAUUGACUCGAUGCUGAGCCGCAAGUUCGGCAAGGAAGUGGCCAACUACUUCUCCGGCUCGCCGUUGAACCGCGUAUCCUUCCUGCGCCCGGACCACGCGUUCCUGUGCUCGGCCCUGCGCCACCCCAGCGCGACAUUCAUCCUCUUCAAUGCCACGGAGCCGCUGGUGCAGUCGCCCACGGCGCUGGCGCGCGUCUCGUUCGCCGACGUCGAGCCCAUCAUCGGCCCGGAUGCGUUCCGCUCGACCGAGGAGGACGUGAUUGCGCAGUACAACUCGAGUCUGUAUGUGCCGCAGAUGGUGUUCUUGGGGCUCGAUGAGCGCACGCAGGGGUUUGUGUACAAGGAGCAUUACAAGGGGCAGCCGUGGUUCGCCGUUGAUGUCACGCCCAAGGAGAGUGUGAGGGAGCAGGCGCAGACGCUCAUCGAUAGGCUGAAGGGACAGGGGCUGGAGUUCUCCAAGGGGCGGAUGCAUCUCUCGCUGCCUGCUGAAGAAGCCGCCAUCUACGCCGAGGCCCGCCACCUGCUUGACUGGAACGCCCGGAACCCCUUCUGCGCCUCGUGCGGCUACAAAACCCUCUCGGUCAAUGCCGGCUUCAAACGCACAUGCCCACCCAAGGACGUCGCGCACGCCGUCCAAGCCGCGACCCCCGGCGAGCGCCCGCCCUGCGCGACACGCACCGGCAUCUCGAACCUGUGCUUCCCGCGCACCGACCCGACCGUCAUCAUGGCCGUCGUCAGCGCCGACGGCAAGCGCAUCCUGCUCGGCCGCCAGAAGCGCUGGCCCGCGUACUGGUACAGCACGCUCGCGGGCUUCCUGGAGCCCGCCGAGAGCGUCGAGGAGGCUGUGCGCCGCGAGGUCUGGGAGGAGUCGGGCGUGCACCUGGGUCGUGUUGUCAUUCACUCGACCCAGCCGUGGCCGUACCCCGCGAACCUGAUGAUUGGCGCCAUUGGCCAGGCCAUUCCCGACGGCGAGAAGGUGCAUCUCGGCCACGAUGCGGAGCUCGAGGACGCCAAGUGGUUUGGUGCUGAGGAGGUCCGGGAGGCGCUGCGGGUCGGCACUAGUGGUCUGGGCGACGGGCCGGGGCCGGAGUACAAGGAGGGCGGGCUGCGUUUGCCGCCCCAGACGGCCAUUGCGCAUCAGCUGAUCAGCGCCUUGGUGGGUGGGUUCGCGAGCGGCUCGCCGAUGAUGUAG
Messenger RNA from Didymella exigua CBS 183.55, 1239 nucleotides. RefSeq names its product NADH pyrophosphatase. The transcript has 3 exons. Gene Ontology annotation, molecular function: NADH pyrophosphatase activity. The coding region runs from base 1 to 1239 and encodes 412 amino acids. Gene Ontology annotation, biological process: NADP+ catabolic process; NAD+ catabolic process. The record is from RefSeq and is a predicted model, not a curated record. Gene Ontology annotation, cellular component: cytosol. Lineage: Eukaryota; Fungi; Ascomycota; Dothideomycetes; Pleosporales; Didymellaceae.